Molecule: messenger RNA, 309 nt
Organism: Rotaria socialis
Lineage: Eukaryota; Metazoa; Rotifera; Eurotatoria; Philodinida; Philodinidae
Source: the annotation of a GenBank genome assembly
AUGUCAGAUAAAUUCGUUCCGUAUCAUUUACGUGAUAUUCACAAUCCUCCAGCUCAUCUCGAUGCCACGCAAAAAUCGAAUUGGAUACGUACAGCACAAAAAGCAAAGAAAAAUUAUCAACACCAACAACAAUAUCCAGCAUUUAAUUUACCAACAUCAUCUUAUGAAGUUGUAUAUGUAAAUAAAUCUACAACAUCUGAAGCAUUGCAAAAAUUAAUUGAUCAUGUACGGCAUUGCCAUGAAUUUUCAUUUGAUACUGAAGGUGAUCGAUCUAGCAAGCAAUUAGCAUUAAUUCAAAUUCAAACGAUA